Messenger RNA from Ixodes scapularis (black-legged tick), 1417 nucleotides. RefSeq names its product 17-beta-hydroxysteroid dehydrogenase type 6. Gene Ontology annotation, molecular function: oxidoreductase activity. Lineage: Eukaryota; Metazoa; Arthropoda; Arachnida; Ixodida; Ixodidae. The record is from RefSeq and is a predicted model, not a curated record. The transcript is spliced from 5 exons. Bases 203 to 1279 code for a protein of 358 amino acids.
CGUAACGCACGACGUAGCUCGAUCUACGCGCCUCAAAUAACGUCACGCGCGAGUGCACAGCUUAAUCUCCGUCUCACGGGGAGACAAUUUCUACCCGACGCCCCUUUCUGCAUCGCCGCCUUCGGAUACCGGUUCUCAGCGCCGGAGAGAGAGGAGCCCUCGUGAAGCGGAAAGAAUCAUAAGUGGUCUUUUCCCGACAGAAAUGUGCAUGUGUACGACGCUUCUUCUGUUUGCGCUUGUGGCAGCUGCGUCCGGCGCGGUCCGCUACUACGUGCCCGUGCUGUCGCUGCUCGCUGAGGCGUUCGGAACCCUUGUGCUGGUGGGAUGGGGCUGUCAGAAGUCGGCCGCAUUUAUUCGUCGACGACUUUUUGGACGGAUUCUGGACAGUGCGGGGAAGGCCGUGCUCAUUACAGGUUGUGACACAGGGUUCGGCAACCUGCUGACAAGAAAGCUGGCAACAAAAGGUUACCAUGUCUACGCCGGGUGCCUCUUCUCAAACGGAGGUGGAGCCCAGGAGCUGGCGAGCAUCUCCAACGUUACAGUUUUACAGCUCAAUGUGACCAAAGAAGAUGAGAUCGACGCAGCUUACGAAGCCGUCAAAAGGAGCCUUGGGCACAACGUGCUCUGGGCCGUGGUCUCGAACGCCGGUACGCUCAAUGUGGGAUUCAUCGAGUGGCAGAGUACGAAGACAAUCCGAACUGACUUCGAAGUGAGCGUCCUAGGAGCAGUGAACGUAUCUAAGAAGUUCAUGCCGCUCCUCAAGAAAUCCCGAGGUCGUCUCCUUUUCGUCUCCAGCAUCGCGGCCCACUUCACCGGUCCCGGCUCAGUGGUGUACUCCAUGUGCAAGCACGCCAUCUCCUCACUGGCUGAGGGUCUCCGUCGAGAGUGCCAACGCUACGGCGUUCAAGUAUGCUCCAUCGAACCCGCUGGUUACCGCACCGCGCUGAACGACCCUAGCGUACUCCUGGAACGGAUGAAGGCCGACCUGAAGAACGUUCCUCAAGAAGCCCUCAGCAGUUUCAGCGCCCACGACUACUCUGUUUUUACGGUAUCACUAGAUUGGGCCCUGAAUAUGACACUCAGUAAGAAGAUUGACGCCGUCAUCAACACAAUGGCGCUGUCAAUCGAAGAGUCUCACCCCCGGGCAGUCUACUCUGUCGGAAGUGUAAAGGAUCAGAUUGUAGUCAAGAUUAUGCAGACAUUGCCGACAGAGUGGCUCGACGCCAUGUUUGCGCUGCAAUGGAAGUUAAUAGAAUUGAGGAUGUCGAUCUAUAAAUAGCUUUUUUUCGAUUGUCUCUUUCUGCUAUUUCGAUGGACUGUGGCCUCUUUUGUCAAGCGAGCAACACAACAAAUUAGCAACUAAUGUAACUCUUCGGCAUCCAUUGGGAAGUAGUAAAACCCAUUUCCUAAGAAACAC